AUGAAAACUGAUCCAAAUAGUCUUUAUAAAGCUAAUUUUACUAUGGAUAGUCCUACAAUAGUAAUUAAUAUGUCAGAUCCUCAUCAUAGUUAUCAUAAUCAUCAUGGUCAUUAUGAUUAUCCUUAUUUUUAUAGAACAACAACUGUCACAACAACAACAACAACUGAAAAAACAUUUGAUUGUACAACUCCAAUUCAAGUAAGUGGAACUAAUAAUGUUGUAAGAGUAACAUCAACAAUUGCUAAUACAGAUGAUGGUGAUUCAAUUGCAGUUGUAACAUGUACUGUUAUAGAUCCAAAAGCUAAUAAUCAAGCUUGGAUGAAUGAAAAUGGUUAUGGGUGGUUUACAUCACCAGAUGGUCAACAAACAAUGAUACGAACAUAUAAAUGUAAUCAUGAAACUGGAAGUUGGUAUAUUGGUAAUACACCAACUGAUGCCGUUAGAUUUGUAAGAUGCUCAGAUAAGGAUCAAUAA
This is a messenger RNA of Strongyloides ratti, 474 nucleotides long. RefSeq lists its product as hypothetical. The record is from RefSeq and is a predicted model, not a curated record. Bases 1 to 474 code for a protein of 157 amino acids. The transcript has 3 exons. Lineage: Eukaryota; Metazoa; Nematoda; Chromadorea; Rhabditida; Strongyloididae.